AUGAUCCAAUUAGACCUCCAAAAUGCAUACGAUGUGGUAAAUUGGAAUGGCUUAGAGUGUGUGUUGAAGGAAAUUUAUGUCCCAAAUCAGUUUACCAACUGGAUUAUGGCAGGAAUUACAACAGUGUCUUAUAAGUUCAACAUCAAUUGGGAGCUUUCUAAUUUUUUGCAGGAUAAGAGAGGGAUCACGCAAGGUGAUCCCAUAUCACCUUUACUCUUUGUCAUAGUAAUGAAAGGUGAUGCUAUUUCAGUAGACAUGACGGUAGGGACAUUCAAGAGAUUCUCAGACUCUACAGGGCUUGUUGUUAACCCAAGCAAAUGUAAAAUAUUCUUUGCUGGUAUUGAUGGUAACAACAAAGCGAUUUUGUAG
Molecule: messenger RNA, 369 nt
Organism: Lathyrus sativus (Indian pea)
Lineage: Eukaryota; Viridiplantae; Streptophyta; Magnoliopsida; Fabales; Fabaceae
Source: the annotation of a GenBank genome assembly